UCAUCAUCAGCGGCCGUAACGUACACACAUGCGUAACAUUUGGUUUGGAAUUGCCGAAAACUACUCUUCGGAGAGCUUUUGUAUGAGAGGGUACUAUUAACUUCUAGAAUCAACACAUCACAAUGAUGGAGGAAGUAACUGGAGAUCAUGGUGAGGGACAUUCCUCAAUACCCCCAGCUGCAGCACCGAUAAGUAGUGUUGCAGCCCCAGUGAAUCCUGUUACUACUUACGUUCCCCCUCCACAACCGUCUCAGCUGUACAUUCCCCCGCCUCAAGACUCACCCCAGCCCCAGCUCUUCACUCCGUCCAAGGAGCCUUCAUUACCACAGUCACAGAUGUCAACGUCUUCUCAUCAGUCGAUGGUUCCAGAUCCGCAGCCAAAGGAGGUGACGAAUGCUGAGGACUCCGCUUCCACCCUACAGGGUGACUACCACAGUGAGGGAGGGGCAGGAGGAGGAGGAGGGGGACUGUUCGGCUGGGGAAGUAACUUCAUGAAGAAGAUGGUGGAGAAGACAAAGAAUUCCGUGGAUACGAUGAUCACAACGUUAGACCCAGGCAUGGCACCUAUAAUAAAAUCAGGAGGUGACAUCUACAUCAUCGUCGCUUCCGACAAGGACGUGAAAGUGGCACCCAUAAGAGACGCUUUCCAGAAGGUAUUCGGUCUCGCCACUGUCGUAGGCAAGCCUGGUCAAUCUAACAUCGCACCCCAGCCAGAGGGGUAUGCAGCGGGGAGCAAAGGGGCGCAGGAGAGGAUAGAGAACCUGCGAAGGAACGGUGUCGUGGACGAGACGCAGACGGUGGUGUCGGUAGAGAAUUUCAUCGUGGAACUUUUGCCUGACAAGUGGUUUGACAUUGGCUGCAUUAUACUUCAAGACCCCAUUAAUAACAUCACUCUUGAGACAUUCACCCAAGCAACACCCAUCCCGAUUGACCUCAUCACUGCCGCCCAAUCACAGACCCCGCCCGAUUAUUCAUUGCGCUGGUCCGGUCUCGCCGUGACUGUGGGUGAGGUGAUAGAGAGCAACACACCCGGAGUGAAUCACGGCGACUGGCACGUCGCAUUCACCGGCGUCUCGCGCCGGGAUAUGAUAUACAGUACAGCGUUGGUCGUUGCUGGUAUGUAUCAGAUGAGGUUACCACUGAAAGCAGAGACGAUAUGAACCCAAGCAUCGUUUGAUAGUGUCAGCCUGGUAGCCAACUUUUGAUUGGCUAGUUGAUCCUUGGCUUCACCUUUUCAACCAAUAGAAGAGAGCCAUACAGGAAUGCUAGCUAGUUCGGUGCUGAAAGACAGUUUUCUUUUCAUUAUACCUCUGCAGCAUUGGUAAAAUCUUCUGUAUGCAAAUGUAAUGUAGACAAUCUGAUUUGAUCACAUCACAAGUUGGAACUGGUUUCUUGUCAGGAAUGUGAACACGAUGGAUGCAUUUGUAUUAAACAGACCAGGCCCCAAUUUCAUGGAGCUGCUUAAACAGCCAAUAAAGGAUGAUCUCAAAUAUAUAGAUAUUACAGUUUUC
Messenger RNA from Asterias rubens (European starfish), 1511 nucleotides. RefSeq names its product protein PRRC1-like. The coding region runs from base 123 to 1160 and encodes 345 amino acids. Gene Ontology annotation, biological process: activation of protein kinase A activity. The record is from RefSeq and is a predicted model, not a curated record. Gene Ontology annotation, cellular component: cytoplasm. Gene Ontology annotation, molecular function: protein kinase A regulatory subunit binding. Lineage: Eukaryota; Metazoa; Echinodermata; Asteroidea; Forcipulatida; Asteriidae. The transcript is spliced from 7 exons.